CCUUGAUUCACUUGCCACUAAUUAACGUUCUGGUCCUCAACAUCUUAUUUCUUUAUUAUUAUUGUUAUUAUUGUUAUUAUUAUUUUUAUAUACUGGGAAAGCUGAAGUUUAGAUACAAAAGCAACUCAUAGGAGUAGAGUUGAACUAGAGGAGUCUAAUUCUAGUUUCUUUAGGAUUGUUGCCGGCGAUGUUGACAAAAUGUGCAACCCAGGUGCAAAAGUGUAGCCUAACUUAGCUAGGGAAUCGGCCCGUUCAUUGCCGGGUCUCUUUAUACAUGAGACUUCUACUUCUACUUCUACUUCCCAUUAGUCCAUUUUGACAAAAUGUUUUCUCAUUUUGCCUUCUAAAAAUUCCAGACGAAAGCAAAUUAGUCCAUUGGGCUAGAAGCCCAAUCCGAAACACCGAUACGGAUCACUCGACCCAGACCCGAAACUGGAUCCACUUCCAGUUUCACUAUUCUGCUAGCCUAAUAAAACACUUUCGCUAGGGUUCAAGGUUCCAUGGAAGGAAGAACCGCAGAAAAGAAAACCGCCGAAUCAAAAACGGAGCUGAACUAGUUGCGGUGUCUCUCAACUGAGGUUUUCCGGCGAUAAAAUAAGAUGGGAGGCAAGGACAAGAACAAGAAGAGGAAACCUAAGUCUGACAAUGGCGGGAAAGACGGAAAACUCAUCACGGAUCCUCGUUUCGCUUCAGUACACUCGGACCCUAGGUUUCGGGAACCUCCCAAGCACAAAUCGAAGGUUACAAUUGAUUCUCGGUUUAGCAGUGUGUUUACUGAUAAGAAAUUCGCCACUUCCAAGGCUCCGACGGAUAAGAGAGGCAAACCGAAGAAGAAGGGCGACGCCGCCGCUUCGAAUCCUCUGAAGCGUUACUACCGUCUUGAAGACGAAAAAAAGGGGAAAUUGGAUGAGAAAUUGUUGAGUGAUGAUGAAGAAAGUGACAGUGAGGAUUUGAAAGUGAAGCGGAAAGAUGAAUCAAAGGAAUCAUCAACAUCGGAAGAAGAGGAGGAGGAGGAGGUUGAGAGCGAUGGUUCUUCCUCGACGUCAGCUUCUAGUACAGAUUCAGAUGAAGAAGAUGAUGUGGUGUCUGACGACGAGGAGGAAGAAGAAGAAGAAGAGAAGAUACCAGAAAUUGAUAAAGAGACGCAUAGACUUGCAGUGAUGAAUAUGGAUUGGAGUGAAGUUAGGGCGGUGGAUUUGUAUGUAUUGCUAAGCUCCUUCCUUCCAAAAGGUGGCCAUCUCAAGUCUGUAGCUGUCUAUCCUUCCGAAUUUGGGCUUAAGCGCAUGGAAGAGGAGGCAAUUCAUGGUCCAUUGGGGCUGUUUGAGAGUGAAGAAAACAAAAAUGGUGGGGAUGACAGUGAUCAAGAUGAUGAUGAUGAUGAUGAGAUUGAUGAUAAAAAAUUGCGUGCCUAUGAAAAAAGUAAGCUGAGGUACUACUAUGCCGUGGCGGAAUUUGAUUCAGUGGCUACUGCAGAUUAUCUCUAUAAAAACUAUGAUGGGAUGGAGUUCGAGAGGUCAUCCACCAAGCUGGAUUUGAGAUUUAUUCCAGAUUCUUUGGAGUUCAAGCAUCCGCCACGUGAUGUUGCGAAAAAUGCACCAGCAGACUACGAAGGUUUGGACUUUCACACCCGAGCACUGCAGCAUAGUAAAAUUCAUCUGACAUGGGAUGAGGAUGAGCCACAACGCGUAAGAACUUUGAAGAGAAAAUUUAAUGCUGAUCAGCUUGCUGAGUUGGAGUUGCAGGAGUUCCUAGCUUCUGAUGUAAGUGAAAGUAGUGCAAGCGAGGAAGAUGAUGAGAUGCAAGAUGGAUCUGCUAAGAAGCAAAAGAAGCGGGAUAUGUACCGAGCUUUAAUCCAAUCAGGAGAUGGCUCAGAUGCAAGUGAUGAGGAGGAGAACCAGGACAUGGAGGUUACUUUCAAUACUGGUCUAGAAGAUUUAAGCAAACGUAUCUUGGAAAAGAAAGACAGAGAAUCAGAGACAGUUUGGGAGGCUCAUCUCAGAAAGAAACGUGAAAAAAAGAAGGCCAGAAAAAACAGAGCUAAAGACUCAUCAGAAGAUGAGAGCAGUGAUACUGAUCAGGAACCUGGGGAAGAACCUGAUGAUUUUUUUGUUGAAGAACCUUCUGCAAGAAGAAGUAAGCACACCGAGGAUGGAAAGGGCAGAAAUACAAAACAAAAUGAAGAAGAUGCAUCUACAGCCGAAGCAAGCAGGGCAGAACUUGAGUUGCUGCUUGCUCCUGAUAAUAACGGAGCAUCAAACUCUGAUGUGAAAGGCUAUAACUUGAAACGUAAAAAGUUGAAGGGGAAAAAAGGUAAAGAAAUUCUUAAUGAUGACAAGUUACCAACAGCCGACUAUGAUGAUCCUAGGUUUUCAGCUCUGUUCACAUCACCAGAUUUCGCCUUGGAUCCGACUGAUCCUCAGUUCAAAAGGUAUUUCUGCUUGUCAUAUUUCCUUCUCCAUCUUUUUUCUUACAAUAUGGUUGAAUUAUUUGAUAGCUUUUGUUUUCCUUUAUCAACAUUGUCCUGUUCUUUCUUGAUUUCACUUUUUUUUUUUAACUAAAAUGUUUGUAUACAACAGAAGCGCAGCUUAUGCACGGCAAAUGGCACUAAAGCAGCGAAGCCGAACUGAGAAUAAGGGCGCAAAGCCGCAGCCAACUUUACCUAGUGAAGGAUCCCUGCCUAAUAAAUCAGAGGACAAUGAGAACAAAACAAAGAAAGACAAGCACGAGUUGUCUUCGUUAGUUAAGUCGGUCAAGAUGAAAUCAAAACAGAACCCUGUUCUGGGAAACAUGCUGGAACAGAAGAUGAGCACAAAGAAGAGCAAGUUGGCAAAAGAAUAGUUCCUUGGCAAAAAGGGGGAAUGCUAUUAAUUAUUUCAUUGUAGUGUAGUCUGUUAAAUAGAAAUUUUUGUUUAGUCUUUAAUUUACGGCCAUCUAUCAGAUUUUUUUCUUUACUGAACAAGUAAUAUUUUGGGAAUGUAUCCUCUGCAUUACUUUUGCUCUUUUGAAGAAUUGUUUUGAUAAUGCAAGAUUGGUUGAAGCUC
Oldenlandia corymbosa var. corymbosa is the source of this 3041-nucleotide messenger RNA. The record is from the annotation of a GenBank genome assembly. NCBI's taxonomy places the organism in Eukaryota, Viridiplantae, Streptophyta, Magnoliopsida, Gentianales, Rubiaceae.